AUGGAAGAGAUGAAGAAAGGACCAUGGAAGGCAGAGGAGGAUGAGGUGUUGAUAAACCAUGUGAAUAAGUAUGGUCCAAGAGACUGGAGCUCCAUUCGAUCCAAAGGCCUCUUGCAGAGGACUGGAAAAUCUUGUCGUCUUCGUUGGGUUAAUAAACUCAGACCCAACUUGAAAAAUGGAGUAAAGUUCUCAGCGGAGGAGGAGAGGACAGUGAUAGAACUGCAAGCGCAAUUUGGGAACAAAUGGGCAAGAAUUGCAACAUAUUUGCCAGGAAGAACAGACAACGAUGUGAAGAAUUUCUGGAGCAGUAGGCGAAAGAGAUUGGCUAGGAUUCUUCAGACACCAACUCCACCACCCAACUCACAAAAAAACACCAUGGAAGGCCCUGCUCUCCGUGAUGUUCCUUCUCUGGAGGCACCCAAGUUCAGUUCAUCAACAGAUGAAGAAUCAUCUUCUAAAACACAAUCUUGCUCAUCACCCUACAUUGAGAACUUGGCAACAAUCAGAAUGGUACCAUUGCCAGAACUAUUAAACCCCAACUUGCUUAAUUUUGAACAGAACCAGCUUCGAGUCGAGUUCAUCCCUACCGAGAAGAACCCGUGCAAUGACUCACAACUCCAACUGUCAUUCCCUAACAUUCCACAGCCACAAUCAGAACUUGCACUCCCAGUAGAAAGCCAAGAAUUCAUCGGUAGGCUCGGGAAUUCGGACUUCCUGGAUUGGUUUGGAGGGCAUACCAAUGCUUCUGAACUUGGUGAUGACGCACAAAUACCAAUUGUUUUGCCAUGUUUUGGACAAGGAAAUUGCCAGAAUGGUGAAGAGAGAGAAAAUGGCAACUCUGUCACCACCCCAGAUAGCUUCAUUGAUGACUUCCCAAUGGACAUGUUUGAUCAACUUGAACCUCUACCAAGCCCAUCAGAGUGGUGA
This is a messenger RNA of Ilex paraguariensis (yerba mate), 927 nucleotides long. Lineage: Eukaryota; Viridiplantae; Streptophyta; Magnoliopsida; Aquifoliales; Aquifoliaceae. The record is from the annotation of a GenBank genome assembly.